Molecule: messenger RNA, 1530 nt
Organism: Physella acuta
Lineage: Eukaryota; Metazoa; Mollusca; Gastropoda; Physidae
Product: putative Dol-P-Glc:Glc(2)Man(9)GlcNAc(2)-PP-Dol alpha-1,2-glucosyltransferase
Biological process (GO): dolichol-linked oligosaccharide biosynthetic process; protein N-linked glycosylation
Cellular component (GO): endoplasmic reticulum
Molecular function (GO): dolichyl pyrophosphate Glc2Man9GlcNAc2 alpha-1,2-glucosyltransferase activity
Source: RefSeq, a predicted model, not a curated record
UGUGAAACUGAAAGUUGUAACUAACCUACGUGACAACAGGAAAUUGAAUAAUAAUCUAGAUCUAGGCUAGUGUACUGUGUACUCAAGUUUUAAAAUGCAACAGUAUGUAUUCGCACUGAGUUUUGUUUUACUGGCAACUGUAAUAAUUUUUCGUUAUGUGCAAACUGCACAGGAAGAUCCAUAUAUGGAUGAGAUUUUUCAUGUGCCUCAAGCGAUGCAGUACUGCUCUGGAAAUUUUUCCUCUUGGGAUCCAAUGAUAACAACUUUACCAGGGCUUUAUCUGAGUUCUUUUGUCAUGUUGCUUCCAUUUGCAAUGGGACAAGGCUUCAACUUAUCUGAUAUUUGUACAACUUACAACUUAAGAGCUUGCAAUAUUGCCUUUUGUGUUGGAAACUUCAUACUUUUAUAUUUCUUGAGCAAAAAGUUGCAUUUGAGUACAAAAAUUCAAGAAAAAGCUGAGCUACGGAUUGUCUUCAAUUCUUUAGUCCUUGGAUUUCUCCCUUUCCUUUACUUUUUUUCAUGGCUAUAUUAUACUGAUCCUGGAGCAACUUUUUUUACACUUCUGACAUAUUUAUUUUGUCUUAAGAAACAGUAUGGAUUUUCAGCAACUGCAGGUGUCAUUGCAAUUGUUUUUCGGCAAACAAAUGUUAUUUGGAUUGUGUUUUGCUUAUGUAUUGCUGAAUUUGAAAUUAUUGAAAGUGAUAUGCAGUGUAAUGUGCAUUUAGAAAAAAAUCAAGAUUUUGAUUAUUUGAAAGCUAUUCUUAAGACAUACUGUUUGAACAUGUAUAGCUUAAUAACUUUAGUUAAAAAAUCUUUUGUAAAAUUAUGGAUGUAUUUGUUCGUCUUAUGUGGUUUUAUCAUUUUUGUUAUACUAAAUGAUGGCGUUGUUGUAGGAGAUAGGACUCAUCAUAAAGCUUCAUUCAAUUUUCCUCAAGUUUUUUAUUUUUCUUUGAUUACAUCAGCACUUUCAGUCCUUCAUAUCACAAAUCUAACAAUAUUAAAUUCGUUUUUUAAAACUAUUUGUAAAAAUCCAUUUAGGUUAUUGCUGUUUGUUUUAGUAUCAAGUUUACUCAUUAGUAAGUUUACGUAUGAACACAAAUACCUGUUAAGUGACAACAGACAUUAUACAUUUUAUGUAUGGUCAAAGUUUUUUAGAAGAUUUCCGGUAGUAAGGUAUGCCCUAAUUCCUGCAUACUUGUAUUGUAUUUAUUCUUUUUAUAAACUGACAAUUGAAAGAGGCAUUUUGUGGCAUCUUGCAACCCUUUUCUGCAUUACAGCAUGUUUAGUACCUCAAAUGCUGCUUGAAUUUCGUUAUUUUAUAAUUCCAUUUUACAUCCUGAGGUUAAACAUCAAGCUGCCCUCAUUAUCAACAUUGGUUAUUGAACUAUUAUUUAAUAUUUGUGUAAAUGUAUUUACAGUUUAUAUGUUUGUGAAAAGACCUUUCUAUUGGCCUGAUGAUCCCAAUCCCCAAAGAUUCAUGUGGUAAAAUGAAUUGUUGAGAAUUAAAAUAAACUUGUUGUUGUUGCAAAA